AUGUUCAAGAGAAGUGGUUCAUCCUCGGUAGGACGCAGUAAGCAGGAUCAGAGUCCUGAAAACCAAAAGGACGUCAUAGUUGAGUUCAGGAAACUAUUAGGUCCAGAAUACGAUCGGUAUGACGACGCUACAUUAUCAAGAUUUGCCACUGCCAGAAGUUUCCAGUUGCAAAAAGCCAAGCAGCAGCUAGACGAUACGGCAGCCUGGCGUGCUAAGGAAAAGAUCGACUCGCGCCCAUUGCCCGUAAUAAAUCCAGGCACUCCAAUACUUUAUCCCAUUCGCGGCUUCGCACCUUAUUUGCCGGAUUCAAAUGUGGAAGCUGUAGAUGAAAUUCCUGCAUAUUUGCCAAAAAUAUACAAAUAUUUUGGAGGAAAUUGUUUACACAAAACUGAUAAAGAGGGUAGAGCUAUAUAUAUCGAACGUGCUGGAUACCACGAUGCGAAACAAAUAGCCAAAAACGUCAAAUUGGAAGAACUUCUUGAUUGGCAUAUUUCUUGUCAAGAAUUCUCUCACCGAGUUGUCAUGCCCGAACUCAGCAGGCGGGCAGGAACAGUGAUCGACAAAGAGACUGUGAUAUUAGAUUGUGAAGGAAUGGGAAUGCAUCAGAUACAUAUGCCAGCACUGUCAAUGUACAGAGCAAUUAGUGACCUGGACCAGAAAUACUACCCGGAGCGAUUAGGCAAACUUUUCAUUGUGAAUACACCUCGGAUGUUUGUAAUGAUAUGGAACCUAGCUAAAAGUUGGUUAGAUCCUGGUUUAUUAAAGAAAAUAAGCAUCUGCGGGAAAGACUUUCAGUCAACAUUACUCGAACACAUAGACGCUGAAAACCUUCCCUCAUUUUUGGGCGGAAAUUGCACUUGCUCACACAUGCCUGGCGGAUGCGUACCGUCGGUUGUCAAAAAAAAUAUACCGCCGAUUUCACGUUCUUCUCUUUCUGUCACACAAACGCCAUCCAGACCUAGCACACCUGUGGCCCCCUCCUCAGAGUUCCCAGUGCGCGUACGAUUGCGCGGUGGCUGUAGAGAAACGCGUGAAGUACUAUUCGUGAAGGAUGACAAAGGAGAUACUCAGGGAAAGCUUGAAAUCAAAUUUAGAAUCAUUGGUGGUGCAAAAGGUGUAAACUUUGAUGUUAGAUUUAUCAAGCUGGAUGAAAAUCCAAAUAAGGAAGAAAAUAUAGUAUUGGUAUCGACAUCCACACCCAAUACGGAAGAAAUACAGUAUUACAAAUUCGAGACCCAAGACUCUGGAGAAUUCGUACUUGGUUGGUCCCUAGAUGAGUCGAAAUCUUCUCAGCCAGUGGACAUUGAAUGCUCCUUACUGAUAAAUGGAGAGAUAUAUGGGGAUUAG
Molecule: messenger RNA, 1347 nt
Organism: Paraglomus occultum
Lineage: Eukaryota; Fungi; Glomeromycota; Glomeromycetes; Paraglomerales; Paraglomeraceae
Source: the annotation of a GenBank genome assembly